Molecule: messenger RNA, 3481 nt
Organism: Sceloporus undulatus (fence lizard)
Lineage: Eukaryota; Metazoa; Chordata; Lepidosauria; Squamata; Phrynosomatidae
Gene: LARS2
Product: leucyl-tRNA synthetase 2, mitochondrial
Exons: 21
Coding region: 199-2913 (904 amino acids)
Biological process (GO): mitochondrial translation; leucyl-tRNA aminoacylation
Cellular component (GO): mitochondrion
Molecular function (GO): aminoacyl-tRNA deacylase activity; ATP binding; leucine-tRNA ligase activity
Source: RefSeq, a predicted model, not a curated record
GAGCAACUAAUAUGGCGGCGCCCAUCUGAGGCACAGAAAAGGGAGGUGGGUGGGACUGAGAAGCCAGGUCUCAGGCUGCUUCUUCCUUCUCCUCGGUUUCCCUGACUCUGAGGCAGCUGUGUGAGGGCUGGCAAAGGCUGUCAUUUUAAUUACAGUUGACUUUUUUUUUAAAACAGGCUUCCUGAAAUAUUCUGCAGAAUGUGGCUCCUUUACCACAGAAUUUUUACAUGUCCUGUAUGCUGGAGGAAACAGUUAAAUCGAGUAGUGGGCCCAACAAAAUGGCAGAAGACGAUCGUUCCAAAUUGUACCAGAACUAUUUAUAGUGAAACAGGGAACUGGGAAAAAAAAUAUGGAUUGGAGACUAGGAAAAAAGUUGAAAACUGGUGGCAUUCAAGAAUAAAAGAAGAGUUCAAGAAAACUGCCGAAAUAGAUAAAUCAAGACCAAAGUUUUAUGUUCUGUCAAUGUUUCCAUACCCUUCUGGAAAACUUCACAUGGGUCACGUUCGAGUCUACACCAUCAGUGAUACAAUCGCACGGUUUCAGAAAAUGAGAGGAUUGCAGGUGAUAAAUCCAAUGGGAUGGGAUGCGUUUGGAUUACCUGCAGAGAAUGCAGCAAUUGAACAUGGAUUGCAUCCAGCAAACUGGACAGAAAGUAACAUUCAACACAUGCAGGACCAGCUUGAUGCCUUAGGUCUCUCUUUUAGCUGGGAUCGGGAAAUAACCACUUGUUUCCCAGACUACUAUAAGUGGACACAGUAUCUUUUUAUUAAACUUUAUGAAGCUGGAUUAGUCUAUCAAAAUGAAGCAAUGGUUAAUUGGGACCCCGUGGACCAGACUGUUCUUGCAAAUGAACAGGUAGAUGAAAAUGGCUGUUCAUGGCGUUCAGGAGCAAAAGUGGAAAAGAAGUACCUCAAACAGUGGUUCAUUAAAACAUCUGCCUAUGCAAAGUCCUUGCUUGAUGGCCUGUCAGACCUCCCAAAGUGGUAUGGAAUAAAGGAAAUGCAAGCCAAUUGGCUAGGAGACUGCACUGGAUCCCACUUUGAGUUUAUUUUAAAGGUUAAUAACGAAUCAACGGGAGAGACAAUAGCAGCCUAUGCAUAUGCACCUGAAGCCAUAUAUGGCAUGUCCCACAUACACAUCUUACCUAGCCAUAGACUGUUACAUGGAAAUAACAGUCUAAAAGAAGCCUUCCAGAAGGAUUUGGUGCCAGGCAAAGACACUCUUACCUCAGUGACAGCUGUGAGCUUGCUUACCAGUCAGGAAAUCCCUGUAGUCAUAUCAGCAAAAUCAGAGUUUGAAGGCUACCUUGAUGCUAAAAUUGGAAUCCCUUGUACUGGACCAGAUGAUGCUGAAAUUGCUAGGAAUUUGGGCCUUUCAUUUGAAGAAGUUAUUGAAACUCUAUCAGAUGGCUCACAGAGACUGAUCAACUCUGGAGAGUUCACAGGUAUGAGCAGAAAACAAGCAUUAAAUGCCAUCACGGAAAAAGCCAGAAAUAAAAGAGUAGGGGGAUACCUAACAAGCAAUAAGUUAAAAGAUUGGCUGAUCUCCCGACAGCGUUAUUGGGGGACACCUAUUCCAAUAAUUCAUUGCCAGUCCUGUGGUCCUGUGCCUGUGCCAUACCAGGACUUACCUGUGCAGUUGCCCAAGAUAACAUCCUUUACAGGCAAGGGUGGCUCACCAUUAGCUUCAAUUUCACAUUGGGUCAACUGCACAUGUCCAAGAUGCAAGAAACCUGCAAGGAGAGAAACAGAUACCAUGGAUACAUUUGUUGAUUCAGCUUGGUAUUAUUUCAGAUAUACUGAUCCCCAUAACUCUAUGAAGCCUUUUGACAAAGACUUGGCAGAUCAUUGGAUGCCUGUGGAUCUGUACAUUGGAGGAAAAGAACAUGCAGUGAUGCAUUUGUACUAUGCCAGAUUCUUCUGCCAUUUUUGCCAUGAUCAGAAGAUGACUAAACACAGAGAGCCUUUUCAUAAGCUCCUAGUCCAAGGCCUUAUCAAGAAUCGAACAUUCAGGCUAGCGACAACUGGGAAAUAUUUGAAGAGAGGAGAAGUGGAUCUUACUGGUCCUGAACCUGUUCACCUUAAAACCAAAGAGAAGCUCCAAGUGAUGUGGGAAAAAAUGAGUAAAUCUAAGCACAAUGGUAUAGAACCCAAAGAAAUGGUCCAGCAGUAUGGAAUUGAUACAGUCCGACUCUACAUCCUAUUUGCUGCACCUCCAGAGCAAGACAUCUUGUGGGAUGCAAAGACUGAUGCCAUCCCUGGGGUGCAACGAUGGCAAUCUCGCCUCUGGCACUUAGCAACCAAAUUUAUUGAAGCCAGGAAUUCUGGAACUCAGCCCAGUCUUCAGAUGCUGAAUCAGAAAGAGAAAGCUGAAGCCAAACAUAUCUGGAAGCAGAAGAACCAUGUGGUCUCAGAGGUGACAGAAUACUUUUUGGAAGAUUAUACGUUUAAUGCUGCAAUUUCUCAACUAAUGGGCCUCAGUAACGUGUUGUCACAAGCAUCCAAGAAAGUUACUCUCCACAGUGCAGAAUUUGAGGAUGCUCUUGCUACACUGUUUGUUAUGCUUGCCCCAAUGGCACCACACAUCAGUUCUGAGAUCUGGAAAGGUUUAUCUCAUGUUCAGAACAAACUUUGUAGUCAUCACCGUUGGGACAUGGAAGUACUACAGCAGUCCUGGCCUACUGUGGACCCAGAAUACAUUCAGCAGCCAGAUAUAGUAGAAGUGUCUGUUCUGAUUAACAACAAGCCCUGUGGUAAAGUUGGGGUGCCUCAGCAAGUAGCCCGAGAUGCAGAAACAGUCCGUGAACUGGUUGUUCAAAGUGAGCUGGGGAAUGAAUAUCUUCAAGGACGUACAAUUACAAAGUUCUUUUUGUCUCCUCGAACUGCCCUCGUCAACUUCCUCAUUCAGGAGUAGGAGGCAGAGAAAUUUCUGAAACAGUCUAUUUAACAUAUCCAGAUGAAAUUCAUCAAAAAAAUUUUUUUUAUUUUGUCAGACUUGGUGGCACAGAGCUACAGAAAGAGCCGGGGAAGGGAGGGGCACAGCUGUAGGGAUAUGUUCUCAUAAAGAGAGACCCUACUUAGAGGAGACAUGCUGACUGAGGAGAUCUGAACAGUUCCAGAGAUUGAUAAUGUGCGUCCAUAUUCUCAGUCUACAUAUUUGUUCAUUCACAUAGGUAGAGUGUUGUGUGUCUCCUCUAUUACCACUUUACAUAACAAUGAAAAAACAUUUAAUGCAUUAGGAUUGUGCAUACUUUCUCAUUAAGAAUGGAAGCCACCCAAUUGUAUUGUCCUACUUGAACAAAGAUUGGGCAGAGGAAUGAAGGGAAUAGAAGACUAAAUAAGAAAGAACUAAUACAAGCAUUUCUCUGGAGAUCAUGUACAAAAAGACUUUUUACCCAAGUUGCCAGAUGCAUGCUAAAGUGUUACAUUGGUUAUUUAGGGCAAGUUGAUCCUCAACUCAUAAAAGAGUCUGUUUGUAUCUA